GAAGAUCUUCUUUCAGCCGCCCCAAUUUAUCGAUGGCGAGGUCAUUGAAAACGAAAACUUCUGGGAGGGUACCAUAAGGGGAUUGGACACAAACGGCUUCCUCAGGUUCCGUGCGUGCCGUCCUAGAGAUCCCGAGAGCCCACAAUACAGGACACAUGAACAGGCUAUAAAGGUCGUGGAGAAAUCCAAGAUCUCAGAUCAGAAUGACCGGGUCAACUAGGAGAAGAUCUGGGUGCUUUUUGAUCCAUCGCUGUCUGUGGCAAAACUGCGAGUUAAUGCAGCCAAUAAUUUGGCUAAACGCGGAUCUUUAAACGCAAUUUUAAAGCAUUUCAACAAAAUGCUUAAAAUGCCUAAAGAGGACCAAAUGCCUGAAAAAGACCAAGUGCCUGAAAAAGACCAAGUGCCUGAAAAAGACCAAGUGCCUGAAAAAGACAAAGUGCCUGAAGAGGACCAAAUGCUUGAAGAGGACGAAGAGCCCGAAGAGCAGACUAAUAGGUCCGACAAGAUGGACAAGUUGCUUCGCCGACGCCUCCAAGGCGAGAUCCUUCAAGGGGCCUCUCUGACCUCACUCUUGCCGGGCUUUUCGUACGCCGCGGAAAGCCCGGGUCCAUCUAGCUGGGAUGAACUUCUCGCGCGCCCUGACCCCCAGCAGGAUUCCGAGUAUGGCUCCUACCUACCCGGAUUCUCCCUCCAGCCUCGCGGUCAUUGUGGCCAAGGCAUCGAGGCGGACGUGUCGAAGCCAAGCUUUAAAGACAAGCAACUUUCUCCUGCAUUCAAUGCCGUGGGUGCCUUUUAUAAAGAGAAAUGGAAGAAUCCAAAUCUCGUGGAUAUCAUUCUUAGACCUAUCGGAAAGGAUCUGCCCAAGUUCAAGGAGCUCCUUUCUAACGUCCCCUUGAGCGUGCUGCCCAUCCUUGGUUUCCCGGGGUCUGGCAAGACGAACAUGCUUGCUACGAUUUUAAACAUGUGUUUGCAGGACCCGGAACACGACAGAAUCAUGGCGUGUGCUCCGACCCAUGUUGCCGUUAGCAGCCUCGUCGAGCGUAUAGUACGGCUGAAUAAAGAGGCAGUCGACCACUACAACAAAAAUUACCGAGGUUCUCAGUGUUCAUAUGCAAUCAUUGUCCAUGUCACCAACGUGGAUGUGAAUAUUGCAGCAUUUAUAAACAUGGUCCGAUCUGGUCGUAAUGAUACCUCUGUUUGGGAACCCUUGAAAUCGGGCACUAUACGCCGAUGGUUCCACGAAAACUCGCUGUGCGAGUGGGCGUUGAAGGUAGUCUGCUAUAAGGGCUGGGGUCUCGAACGUAACGAUGACUCGGCCCUCUAUGCAAUCCGCUCGCGUCUCGAGGAGGAUGAUAAGUGGACCAUGUUUCUGUCUUGGGUUGACGGAGAGACGAAAUGGGAUGCGCUAAUGAAGGACUCGAACGAGAAGAUGGCGGCUUGGGAGCGAGAGUUCGGAGAGGAGCCUGAGGCCACCCAACCCCCUAAGCCGCUAUCGCCGAGGGGAUUUGUGAGGAAAUUGAUGGAGGAGAUCUGCCUUGCAUCACACGUAGUCGCCUCUACAACCCAUGGAAGCAAGGACAAUCCCGUGGCGAAAUUCAACCGCGACAUAGCCAAGAUGACUGCAUUGGACGAGGCUGGCUGCAUGGGCAUUGCCGAAGCGUGCGUCCCCUGGAUUGAUGGCCGACCUGUCGUGAUGGCGGGAGAUCCACGACAACUCCCUCCUACGGCCAUGACUGCAUUAUGGCGCGUGGACGGAAAGUAUGCGAACAUGUUCGCACAGAUGGGCAAGAUUUCUGUUCUGGAGCAACUCAAAUUGAUAUGUUGGCCGUGCUUUGUCAUCAACCGUCAGCGUCGUAUGGUUAUCGGUGGAUUUGAUUUAGUCUACGAGUUGUUUUACAAGGAUGUUUUCGAUUUCUCCUACGACGAGGACCUCUGCGCUAGCUCCAAUCACACAAUUGCUAUCAUGGUGGAGAAUUGGCUUGCGAAGUUUGGUCUCAAAGCAAACUACGAGAAGUUCUGGCCUGUGUUCUUUCACUGUGAGAACACUUCUUGCUAUGUUGACGAGUCCGGAUCGGCAUUCAAUCCCGGACAAGCAGCACACGCUCGAAAACUAAUCUCCGACGCUAUAACAGCCAAGAUCACUACUGCAAAAAACUUUGUUGUUAUUGUUCCAUAUAACGCCAUGAAGAAGUAUAUGCAGGAGCAAUGGAAGUCGGACCCAUUGCUCUCAACUAUCCCCAUCAGUACCACAGAUUCUUUUCAGGGCAACGAGAGUAAUAUUGCAGUCUUCAUUAUGACUCGCACGAGCAACCCGGGAUUUCUUAAGGAUGCACAGCGGCAAUGUGUAGCUUUUACCCGACACAGAGAUGUUCUUUGGGUUGUUGGUGACAAAGACGUCUGUGGUAGCUUGGAUGCCCCCUAUGAAUCUGUCAGGCCGAAGGUAAAAGGUACCGAGUAUGCUGAAGAUGGAGCGGAAGCUGUGUACACGAGCAAAGCACUUCGACUAGCGUUGGAGUGGUUCCGUGACCGUGAUCGCAUAGUACACCUGACGCCUAGAGAGAUAGUCACAACUACACAUGAGGAGAUGAUGAUAACGAUGUAGGGGUAGAUGGUGGUAAUGGGGUCGGAGUCAUGAAUUUACUUAUGACGAUGAUACGCAUUGGUGAGAUGGUGGUGUGGAAUGGAUGACAAUGCUCAAAACUACCUCUUAA
Daldinia vernicosa is the source of this 2711-nucleotide messenger RNA. RefSeq names its product P-loop containing nucleoside triphosphate hydrolase protein. Bases 338 to 2602 code for a protein of 754 amino acids. Lineage: Eukaryota; Fungi; Ascomycota; Sordariomycetes; Xylariales; Hypoxylaceae. Gene Ontology annotation, molecular function: helicase activity. The transcript has a single exon. The record is from RefSeq and is a predicted model, not a curated record.